Messenger RNA from Leguminivora glycinivorella, 2800 nucleotides. Its product is annotated as TRIO and F-actin-binding protein. Lineage: Eukaryota; Metazoa; Arthropoda; Insecta; Lepidoptera; Tortricidae. The record is from RefSeq and is a predicted model, not a curated record. The coding region runs from base 207 to 1913 and encodes 568 amino acids. The transcript has 14 exons.
CUGUUCAGUUUUCCCGCGCAGCCACCGAGUGCGCGCGCAACACACGCGCGAACGUUUUCGAACGACGACCCGCCGAAUUAAAAACUUGUGCCAUCUGUGUAAAUAAAAAAAAUAGGAAUAUUUUGUCUGUGAUUAGUUUUUAAAAAGUGAGUUUUAGUGUUGUGCCAUUUAUUUAAAGGAUAAUCGAUACAUAAACUGGCGACAAGAUGACGACGAAGUCUUACAGCAAGCACAAGGAGUUCAAAGAGUUCUCCAGCAGCAGCAGCGGCAAUGCGCCCUUCGCGGGGGAACAAUUCGACAUGUUGAAAUCCGAACUGAUCCCGGCGAACAGCAAGCUCAAGAACGUCGGCAACGGCGGCGGCCACCGGGAGUACCACUACGAGUACCGCGAGGAGAAGCUGCCGCACGGGAAGUACGACCGCAAAGAUCUCCACACGGUCGAGGAGUACACAGUACCACCGAAAACGCUGCCGAAGUCAGAAGCCAGCUACUACUACGAGCGUGAGGAACGUGACCUUCCCGCCAUUACCUCAGGCACCAGGACAUACAACUAUGAGUCCAACACCAGUUCCACGCCAGGUUACUCCAAAGUGAAGAGCAGCAAGGUGACCAAAGACCUGUCGCACAACGUGGAAGAGCUGGACUCCCUUCUCGACGACCUGCAAAAAGACCAGGAGCGACAGCUGUACAAGAGUGGCUACACUUCAGACACAGCUGAGAGCACAUCAUUCGACUACAAGCGCGGCACCCCAGCAAAGGCUCCAUCCAGCGGGUACUCCACCCUGAAGCGAGACGAACGCGUGGAGACAUCCUCGUGGGGUUCUAGUCCUCCACCUCCCCCCACCACCACUCGGGCCGCGGAGAUCAGGCAGGAACUGUACCGGGAGGAGAAAACAGAGUCCCGCGUGAUACCGCAGGUGGUGCCCGCGCCGGUGCUGGCGCCCAUUCAGAGCUGCACGCACUGCCACCAUCAGUCCAGCUCCACAGGAACUCUAUCUCGCUCCAGCACGCCCAUGAACAAGGUGACGACAACAGUGAAGACGUACACAUACGAAGUGCCCGCCGAUCAAGACCCGACUACCGUGCCCAUCCCCACCCACGACUCCCACACCUAUGUCAGCGACACUGAGAACGUCCGCACAUUGAGCCGAACUACAACUGGUGUACCAGUAGCGCCAUCUCCCGGCGGCUGUCAGUACUGCCAACACUGCAACACCAGCACCAGAGUGCGCCGUGAUCAAUAUUCCGCCACUGAUGUGUCGGAGCACACGACAGAGCGUAUGGUGUACCCGUCUCCAGCCAACGAAGUGAAGCUACUGCCGUCCAACCCCCCCGCUCCUGUCACCACACAUCUGACGCCGGAGCGGAAUGGACACGGCCCUUAUGCUCCAUCGACGUACAAGUACAGCGAGACGACGUACUCGCGGCACGACACCACGGAGCGCGCCUCCCCCUCCCCGUUCCCGCGCCCCGCCUCGCCCCCGCAGCGCGACCAGCAGCCCCCCAAGCGGCUCGACGACCUGCUGGCCGACUUCCCUGAAGCGAGAUUCCCAACAACCCAAACGGACGGCGUAGUACGCCGCAAGGUAGAAGUGACCCGCGAGUCCCACCAAGCCUCGUCCCCGCCGCCCACGCCCACUGCGAAGGCCCCAGCGGUGGGCAGCAAGAACGUCGCCGGCCCAGCGGUGUACUACCCGCCCGGACACACGCCGUUCGCCAAGAAGGAUGCUCCUAUUGCUUAUACCGCUGGCGGAAGCGCUUCAGCAGCGCAAGGCGGCGGCGCGUACGCAUCGGGCCGCGGUAUGUACGAGUACGAGAGCGGCGCGCGCAGCAAGGAAAAGCACUCUGAGAAGAAAACCGCCGUGCCUAUCUGCCUGCCGCUCUGCUGCGCCAUGCCUUGCGUCAUCAUGUAAAAACAAAUAUAGGCGUUGAUUAGUCUAAUGGUAUCAAGAUUCCAAGUGGAAAUAAACUCUAUUCGCCCAAAAAUUAAAUAAAAAAUGCGAAGACCAAAGCAACUUUUACCUACGUUUCAAAAGAAGGCCUGGGUCUGUUUAAAGCUGCAUCCAGUUUUUCCAAAUAUGACAGGUAUUCGUAAAAUUAGGCAAUUUCUUCUAAAAAAUAUUUUCACAUUUAGUAUUUUGUAUGUCAGACUGACCUUAAAUAUUAUUUUGUGAAAAAAUGAGUUGAAUGAUGUCAUUUGGAAUCUUGGAUGUCAUUUUUAAUCGUGGAUGCCAUUUGGAAUCUUAGUGUAAGUAAAUGUCAACAUUAAAAAAAAUGGGGAAUAUUUUUGAUGUCAAAUGUCAUCAUGGAUGUCAUGUGAAUUAUGUCAACAUUAUAAGAUUUUUUGUUGUAUGAAAGUUGUAUGUAAUUGACAACAUAGUAUGUAAGUGCUAAAACAUGACUUGCCGGAUGUAUUUAAUGGAUAUAACAAAAUUAUCAUAAAAAUCUUAACUGCCAUUGACUUUUAAAGUUUCCCAAAAAGGUGCUAAAUUUUUUAAACGUCAUUUUAUAUCGUAGUUUUAUGUAAUAUAAAUAAGUCUCUAUACUUCUCAAGAAGAUAGUAUAUGAGAACUUGCAAGUAUAGUCAGAAAUGUAUAACUUAAAAAAUACCUAACUUGCAAGUAACAUAAUAACAUUGAAUCUCAAGUCGAUUUUUUAUAAAUAGAAUAUUGAAUAUACCUAAACUCGAAACAAUGCGACUAACAAAAGUGCCAUUACUGAUAUUUUAAAUAUAAGUGUCAAUUACAAAUGUUGUAUAAAUGAAGUGUAAUUUUAUUAUUAAUAAAUUUUAUUAACGAAA